Messenger RNA from Mercurialis annua (annual mercury), 1811 nucleotides. RefSeq names its product AT-hook motif nuclear-localized protein 1-like. NCBI's taxonomy places the organism in Eukaryota, Viridiplantae, Streptophyta, Magnoliopsida, Malpighiales, Euphorbiaceae. Bases 520 to 1515 code for a protein of 331 amino acids. The transcript is spliced from 6 exons. Gene Ontology annotation, molecular function: minor groove of adenine-thymine-rich DNA binding. The record is from RefSeq and is a predicted model, not a curated record.
GUCAAAUUUCUCUUAAAUCAAUUGUAUUUAUCGGGUCUAGCAAAUCAUUGAUUAUUAUUAUUAUUACUAUUUUUGUUGUUUUUAAGGCGAUAUUUUUGUUUUUAAUUGAUAAAUAAAUAACUUUUUUUCACUUUCAUUUUUACAAUUUCUCUGCGGUGGUUUUUCUGUUCAGACAGGGAAAAUACCGGACAGUGGUUUUCCAGACAACUAGAGAGAGUGAAAUUAACUGAGGGGAAUUCUACUUUCUCGAGAAAUUUUUUUCUCAGGAAACAAACAGUUGUUUUUAAUUCUCUGAGAAAGAAAAUAGUUUUAAGAGUGAAAAUCAAGGGAAUUGAGGGGUUAGGACAGUUUGAGCAACCUUAGUAGGCAAAUGUGUUUAAGUUUUUAUGUCCUAACUGUUUCAGUUAAAGCUUGAGAACUGCUCCUUGGACAUUGGAAGUUGUUGAUAGUGGAAUGAGAAUCUAGAUUUGGUGAAAAUUGGUUUUUAGGUUUAUUUAUAGUGAUUUUGAGUAAUUGUGCAUGGAGACAAGAGAAGCAUUAGCUUCAGGGGUUACAGUGAUAGGAGCUGAAGCUCCGUCGGCUUAUCAUGUAGCGCCGAGGGCUGAAAACUCUAACCAGUUUAAUGCUGCAGUUUCCCCGCCGGUGGGUGUGUCACCCGUUAGUGUAGGAUUGACGGGAUCAACGGAAAAGAAGAAGAGAGGUAGGCCUAGGAAAUAUGGACCGGAUGGGGCGGUAGCUAGGCCGCUGUCACCAAUGCCGAUUUCAGCUUCAGCUCCAGCAGGUGGAGAUUUCUCUUCUGGAAAGCCUGGUAAAGUUUGGCCCGGUAGCUAUGAGAAAAAGAAGUACAAGAAAAUGGGAAUGGAGAAUUCAGGUGACGUGGAAGGUGGUUCAGUUGGUACAAAUUUUACUCCCCAUGUCAUCACUGUCAACGCUGGAGAGGAUGUUACAAUGAAGGUUAUAUCAUUUUCGCAACAAGGACCUCGAGCAAUUUGCAUCCUAUCAGCUAAUGGAGUAAUUUCAAAUGUCACUCUUCGUCAGCCCGAUUCUUCUGGGGGUACUUUGACAUACGAGGGCCGCUUUGAAAUACUCUCAUUAUCUGGUUCAUUUAUGCCUACCGAGAGUCAAGGAACAAGGAGCAGAUCAGGUGGAAUGAGCGUCUCUUUGGCAAGCCCCGAUGGUCGUGUUGUUGGAGGAGGUGUCGCUGGACUUCUAGUUGCUGCUAGUCCUGUGCAGGUUGUUGUCGGCAGUUUCCUCCCCGGCAACCACCAGGACUACAAAACGAAGAAGGUAAAGAUGGACGCGAUGCCGGCUACUAUUACACCAACCCAAGCUAUAGCUGUUCCUAUACCCGCUCCUAAUAGAGAACGAGAUGAAAGUAUGGGCGGUAACGGGCUCGGACAUGGGCACGGGCAUCAAAAUUCCAGUCCCUUCCAAAGGGAAAACUGGACCCUGCACCCAGUGCAUGACAUGAGAAAUUCAGGAACCGAUAUCAAUAUAUCUUUACCAGAAGGUUAAUGGCGCUAUAUACCAUGUCAAGAAGCUCAAGAUCUCUAACUCACUAAAUUGUUUGGUCCGGAUAUUCUACAAGGAGUGUGUAGCGCUCCUCUUAUCGCAGUUAUUUGUAAGCUUAUCGAAUCAUUGCUUUUAGGGCAUGAAGUAGGUUCAGGCAGGAUAUAAUGUUCUUUGGGUAGACACAAUUUUCAGAUUGAUUUAUUAAGCUAAUUUGAGUUUUUAGGCUGUCAUAGGUACAAAAUGUUUGUUUGAACUAUAUGUUGGUUGGUGCUUUCUUUUAGUGACAGUUUCUUGCAGAA